Molecule: messenger RNA, 693 nt
Organism: Eruca vesicaria subsp. sativa (arugula)
Lineage: Eukaryota; Viridiplantae; Streptophyta; Magnoliopsida; Brassicales; Brassicaceae
Source: the annotation of a GenBank genome assembly
AUGAAAACAAACCUACUUUCCUCACGUAUUACAAACAAAAAACGGAAGAUCAUUGUGUCCACACCAAAAAAGAACUAUGAUCAAUUUGGUAGCAAUCUACAAAUCACCAGUCAAAUAGCAUUUGAAGCGGCUAUUUACAAGCUAUCCACACCUGUUAAAUAUUCAGUUGGUUUUUCAUUGGCUGCGCCAGCACUUCCACCCAACAAUUAUCAAGAUGGGAGUAGCUUACAAAUCAUUGAUCGUGCUCAUGGUGUUGUUCACUUAGUCAUACGAAAUGAUUAUGUUGAGGGUGAUGCUUUGCCAUUAAAAAUCGCCAUCGGAAGUGCAUCUAUAUUAUCUUCUUUCAGUAUUCGAGAUGAAGAACGGAGUUUGAAAGAUCUUUCAUCUCCUCAUGUUAUAACUUGCUAUAGUAGCAAUAUCACACCGGCUGAAACUCAAUACCUAGGGAGUGACUACAACUUGAUCCUUGAGUAUUUUUCUGGUGGCAGUAUCUCAGAUUUUCUCAAGUUCAGAGGAGUAGGGAUGGCGGAGUCCGAUGUCCAGAUAUUGGCUCUACACAUCCUCAAAGUUAUCAACUAUGUACACUCAAAGAAAAUCAUCCACUGUGAUAUUAAACUGGCUAAUAUCCUCCUUAAACCGGUUAAUUGCUCAUCUGUGGUUGGUUAUUUAAUGCCUAAUGGAUUUGAGCCAUAG